AUGGCUCCUUCACGUCUAUCCCGUCUCCCACCGUGGAUAAGCCACUGGCUUGGCUAUCGCUCAGAACCCGUGAAGCCCCUACCUGCAUACCAAAUCGCCAUCUGGUCCUUCAUCACCUCCUUCUGCGGUCUAUCAAUCCUACAAGCCAUCUUCGUCUACUCCGAAUACUUCACCUCGCGCCAUGUGCCAGGUAUCGUUGCCUCCUAUGUAAGUAGACAGCAGCCGCGAAACCCUCCCCCGAACAUCCCUUGCCCCAAAUACAAACUCCAAGCUAACCACAACCCCCAGGGUGCAUCCGCAGUGCUUGUCUUCGGCGCAAUAGAAGCCCCCCUCGCGCAACCCCGUGCCCUAGUCUUCGGCCAUUUCUUCAGCGCCCUAACAGGUCUCUGCAUCACAAAACUCUUCAGCCUAAUGCCCGACCAAGCCCGCUUCGAGUCCCUCCGCUGGCUCGCCGCCUCGCUCUCAACAGCUAUCGCUAUAGUCGUCAUGCAGCUGACCGAGACCACGCAUCCGCCUGCCGGAGCGACAGCCCUGCUCCCCGCGACCAGCCCGGAGAUCUGGCGACUUUCGUGGUAUUUCUUGCCUGUUGUGUUGCUUUCGUCGGCCAUGCUUCUGGUUUGUGCGCUGCUGUUCAAUAAUAUCCAUCGGAGGUAUCCGGUCUUUUGGUUUGCGCCUGCGCCGGCCAAGGGCGUGGUGCCUCCAGUUGCGGUGCCGACUCGUCAGGCGGCUGAUGGGGAGACUGGUAAAAGUUCUGUUUGA
This is a messenger RNA of Penicillium bovifimosum, 759 nucleotides long. Its product is annotated as HPP family protein. Bases 1 to 759 code for a protein of 252 amino acids. The transcript has a single exon. NCBI's taxonomy places the organism in Eukaryota, Fungi, Ascomycota, Eurotiomycetes, Eurotiales, Aspergillaceae. The record is from RefSeq and is a predicted model, not a curated record.